This is a messenger RNA of Rana temporaria (common frog), 2306 nucleotides long. It is a transcript of the gene RRN3, whose product is annotated as RRN3 homolog, RNA polymerase I transcription factor. Gene Ontology annotation, molecular function: RNA polymerase I core binding; RNA polymerase I general transcription initiation factor activity. The transcript has 18 exons. Gene Ontology annotation, biological process: transcription initiation at RNA polymerase I promoter. NCBI's taxonomy places the organism in Eukaryota, Metazoa, Chordata, Amphibia, Anura, Ranidae. Gene Ontology annotation, cellular component: nucleus. Bases 170 to 2014 code for a protein of 614 amino acids. The record is from RefSeq and is a predicted model, not a curated record.
CUGCUGCAACGGCGCCCCACUUCCGGCCGCAGUAAUGCCUACUUCCGGCAGAACUCUCAGUGUGUUUUGAAGUUCGGUAUGUGAGCCGUGGAUCUGUUAUUACUUCGGGCAUCAGCUGUCUUUUGUUUGCUGUCAGUAAAGUCCAUGUCUGAUCUUUGGCAAGGAUACAAUGACCGAAUCUCAUGUUUUUUUGAGUAAUACACCAAAGAAAACAGUUAGGUUUGGAGGAAAAGUGACAGACGUCCUGGCCAAGUAUUCACAGGGAAAUACUCAAGCCUUUGAACUUCUGAAGCGCCAGUUGUCCGAUCCAGAGAUUAAGGAUGUUCAGCUUAUAAACUGGCUUUAUGAAUUACGGAUUUCGGUUACACAUCUGACCAUUGAAUAUGAGCAGCUUGUCAGCAUUGUACUGAAACUACCAUGGCUGAACCGAAGCAAAGAAGUUGUGGAAGAAUAUUUGUCUUUUCUGGCCAUUCUUGUGUCCGGUCAGACUGUAUAUCUAAGGCCCUGCAUAAAUAUGAUUGUCUCACACUUUUUACCACCCCGUGUUACGAUUAGUGAAGGCGAUAUUAAUAUUUCAGAUUCUGAAGAUGGGGAUGAAGAUGUUGUUGCAACAUUUAACACCUGUCAUAGAGCGCUACAGAUCAUAGCACAGCAUGUUCCAUCAGCACCUUGCUUUCUAAUGCCAAUACUUGUGGAAAAGUUUCCUUAUGUCAACAAAUCGCCAAGAGUUUUGGAGUGCUACAUACACAAUCUUCUGAGGAUCACUGUAUACUUCCCAGGGCUUAGGCGGGAAAUUUUGGAACUUGUGACAGAGAAGCUGCUGAAAAUUGAUGUGAAUGCAUCUCGCCAGGACAUAGAAGAUGCGGAACAAAAUGCUUGCAUUGCCAACAGCGGGAAUUGUGGAGCUGAAGAAGAUAUCUUUAACAUGGAUGAAGAUGAAGACCUGCAGCAGGGAGGUAGAGGUGUUCUUUCCGACACGAUGGUUCAUCCUGCUGCUGAACGUUUGGAUUUAUCUCUGUCUGUCUUUUUUGCAUACAUCAAAGAAAUCUGUUUUAUAAAUGGUAACAUGGACCUAAAUAAAACGAAGGCUUUAUACAGAGAUCUUCUGGCUGUAUUUGACAAAUUUAUUUUACCUACCCAUGCAUCCUGUCAUGUGCAGUUUACAAUGUUCUAUAUCUGCAGCUUCAAAUUGGAACUUACAGAAGCAUUUUUGGAACAUCUUUGGAAGAAACUGCAGAAUCCGAAUAACCCUGCAAUAAUCCGACAAACGGCUGCAAGUUAUAUUGGGAGUUUCCUGUCUCGUGCCAAGUUUAUUCCUUUGGUGACUGUGAAGGCCUGCCUUGAUCUCUUAGUUAACUGGUUGCACAGUUACAUUGACAUCCAAGAUGCUGGAAGUAGGGCUUUUUGUGACGUUACAUCCCAUGGACCAUUUUAUGCCGUUUGCCAGGCGGUUUUCUAUACGGUGAUCUUUCGGCAUAAGCAGCUUCUAGAAGGAAACUUGCGGAUAGGUUUGGCUUACCUCCAAGCUCUGAACUUUGAACGAAUUGUUAUGUGCCAGCUGAACCCACUCAAGAUUUGCCUUCCCACCGUGGUUAAUUUUUUUGCUGCCAUUACUCGGAAAUAUCAGCUGGUGUUUUGUUACACCAUCCUAGAGAGAAACAACAGGCAGAUGAUCCCUACCAUAAGAAGCAGCACUCUUGGCUCCUCUGUUCAGACGUGCGCCAAUCCACUGGACAGCUUUUUUCCCUUUGACGCAUGUGUAUUGAAAAGGUGUAAGAAGAUGAUCGAUCCCAUUUAUCAGCCUUGGGAGGAAUCCAAUGUCGAAGAAUUUAAAAGCCCAAAGAAACUGGUUCAGCAGGGCUCAUUUCCAGAUGAUGAAGAUGAUUUUCUUAAAGGAGAAAUGCCCCAGAAUAGUAGCGUUGAAAUGACGCCGGGUUCAUACGACUCCUUCCUGAAAAGUCCAUUGGGCAGUGUUGGAUCUCCUUCAGUCAAGUUUCUUCAGCGGCGUUUCUGAACAUUUAAAAACACGUGCCCAACCUUCUGCGUUAUUUUGUUCUGUCAACCUCACCAAUAUUUCCCCCCAAAAAAAUCUUCAAAAAAGACGCGUAGAAGCGGUCGCGCAUGCGCCACGCCCACACGCUCUGCGGAUGCGCGACCGCUUCUACGCGUCUUUUUUUUUUUUAAGAUUUUUUUUUUAACUUGCUUUGUGCGAAUUGGAGACUCGGUGGAGUCAGAGUACCUACAUGCAGCAUUCACAUGUAGCAUUGUACCUGUUUUUAUUUAAUAAAAAUUUCUCAAAGAGACAA